AUGCGCGUACGCCUCUCGUUUGGCACGACCACCGUCGUGCUCGCGCUAGCCAGCUUGGUAUCUGCGCAGCUGGGAUCUACAUGCACCACUCCUCUCGGAGCGGGCACGUCAGGCCCAAACGACCCGUUCUGGAGGGAAACCAUCAAGCAUCAGGGCAGGUCGCCUUUCAACCCAAAUCCGAACGGAUAUGUCGUUUUUCGAAACGUGAAGGAUUUUGGAGCGGUCGGCAACGGUGUGGCUGACGACACCGCAGCCAUCAAUGCUGCUAUCACAUCAGGCGGACGAUGCGGUGGAGGAGGUUGCCGCUCUUCGACUGUCUCCCCCGCCAUCGUGUACUUUCCGAGAGGGACGUACCUUGUCUCCGCACCGAUUGUACCCUACUAUUAUACCCAGCUUAUCGGAGAUGCGAAGAAUCCUCCCACUUUGCUUGCUGCCGCAUCGUUUGAUGGAAUGGCCGUGAUAGACGCCAAUCCAUACAUUCCGGGAGGCAACGGUGCUCAAUACUGGACGAAUCAGAACAAUUUCCACCGUUCCGUUAGGAAUUUUGUGAUCGAUGUUCGACGAGUUCCACCAGAGAGGCCGCAAGGAACGGGCAUCCACUGGCAGGUCGCUCAGGCAACCUCUCUCAUUAACAUCGUCUACUACAUGUCUGACGCCCCGAAUACGGCCCAUCAAGGCAUUUGGAUGGAAAAUGGGAGCGGUGGCUUCAUGGGUGAUAUGGUAUUCAAUGGAGGGAAAUUCGGUAUAUGGGGCGGAAACCAGCAAUUUACUGUCAGAAAUAUAACUAUCAACAACGCCCAGACGUGCAUUUAUAGUUCAUGGAACUGGGGUUGGACCUACCAGGGUCUCACGUUCAAUAAUUGCCAGAUUGGCUUUGAUAUCGCUACCGGUGGCUUAACCGAAGCGACGCAGACAACUGGCGCACUGGCCAUUAUUGAUGCUGUCAUCACCAACGUUCCUAUCUUCAUCCGAAACUCGCACCCCAGCAAUAAUGCUCUCGCCGGCUCCCUCGUCUUGAACAAUGUGCGCCUCAACAACGUCCCAGUUGCUGUUGGCGUCGUCGGCGGCGCUGUCGCACUCAAUGGAGGCACUACCACCAUCACGUCAUGGGGCCAAGGGAACGUCUACAGAGGAACAAACCCUGGUGGUCUCUUCACGAAAGGAAACAUCCCAGCCCCAAUGAAACCGGCCAGUCUUCUCGACAGUGCAGGACGUAUCGUCUCUAGGACACACCCGCAGUACGAAGCUUAUGCUGUCAGCCAAUUCGUCAGCGUGAAGGACAACGGCGCCAGAGGAGACGGUGUUACGGACGAUACUGCUGCGUUGAGGGAUAUUUUCGCCAAGUAUUCGGGCUGCAAGAUCAUCUUCUUUGACGCUGGGACAUAUGUUGUGACCGACACAUUGACGAUCCCAGCUGGCACACGGAUGGUCGGGGAGGCGUGGACGAUACUUGCUGGACGUGGACCAUCGUUCCAAGACCAGAACAAUCCAAAGGUCAUGUUCAGAGUCGGCGAAGCGGGUUCUCAAGGCAUCAUGGAAAUCACCGAUAUCGUGUUUACGACAAUUGGUCCUGCUGGUGGUGCAAUUGUCGUGGAAUGGAACGUCAAGGAGCCUGCAGGUGUUAAAGCUGGUGCAGGAAUGUGGGAUUCCCACAUUAGAACCGCCGGCGCCGCAGGAACGAAUCUCGAAGCCGAUCGCUGCCCAACAAGUGGCGCUGGAGGGUUCGCUGCAUGUUCGGCCGCUUUUAUGAGCCUGCAUCUUACUCCACAAUCGACCGCCUAUCUCGAGGGAACGUGGGUGUGGCUAUCUGACCACGACUUGGAUCUCCCUGGAGAGCGUCGCAUUUCCGUGUAUUCAGGAAGGGGUAUUCUUUCGGAAUCACAAGGACCCGUUUGGUUGAUCGGUACAGGUACGUCGAUGUUCCUCUCUCCUACACAAGAGUUCCGUGCUCAUGCCUUCCUCAUAGGCUCUGAACAUCACACCAUUUACCAAUACAAUCUGGUCAAUGCUGCAAAUCAUUACAUGGGACUCAUCCAGACCGAAUCGCCGUAUUUCCAACCUAACCCAGUCUCACCCACUCCUUUCAGCAUAAACGCCGCCUACAAAGACCCUACACCCUACUCGCCCAAUCCUUCUGCUUGGGCUCUCCAUAUCAAGACCUCGAGGAAUAUCCUCAUCUUCGGUGCAGGGUUAUAUAGCUUCUUCACUAACUACGCUCAAACUUGCCUUGCCACAAGUACCUGCCAAUCUCAACUCGCGAACAUCGACAGCCUCAGUGCGUCGACUGGUAUCAACAUCUACAGUUUGUCGACAGUUGGGACAACAUAUCAAAUAAGCGUGAACUCUGGAGGAAUUGUCAAUCAGGCAAGUAACGUCAAUGGGUUUGCUUCAACUCUUACAAGUUGGAGCCCAAAUUGA
Cyclocybe aegerita is the source of this 2418-nucleotide messenger RNA. NCBI's taxonomy places the organism in Eukaryota, Fungi, Basidiomycota, Agaricomycetes, Agaricales, Hemipholiotaceae. The record is from the annotation of a GenBank genome assembly.